This is a messenger RNA of Brassica napus (rape), 2541 nucleotides long. RefSeq names its product CBL-interacting serine/threonine-protein kinase 20. The record is from RefSeq and is a predicted model, not a curated record. Gene Ontology annotation, biological process: signal transduction; protein phosphorylation. The transcript has a single exon. Gene Ontology annotation, molecular function: protein kinase activity; ATP binding. The coding region runs from base 1098 to 2405 and encodes 435 amino acids. NCBI's taxonomy places the organism in Eukaryota, Viridiplantae, Streptophyta, Magnoliopsida, Brassicales, Brassicaceae.
GACGUGGCAAUUCAUCACUCUUUAAUUGGUCAGAAUUUCCAAGCUGAUGUAGAUAGCUUCAAUACUGUAGCUCAAAAACUUUUUUUUUUAUAGCUCAAGUAAGAUACAUACAUGAAUAGAUACGUUAUGUAAUACUAAAAUUUAUGUCCAAAAUAUGAAAAUACGGUUCUAAAAAUGUUUUAUAUGCAUCAUAUAUUUGACACAAACAUUUUGAACACAUAUAAAUUAACUAGAAUCAUUUUAAACAAAGUUGAUCACUACGCCAGCUUCUCGAAAGAUGAACAAAACUGGAAAAAACAGUCAAAAAUUAAAAUUAUAUAAAAAUAGUCCAAAGAAAAUUUUAAUACAUCACAUAUUUUAAAAAAAUUCAUGAUUCGCCCGCCAUUAUUUUAAAUCAAGACAUGUCAUUCGUCAACUCUUUCACCAUCUCAAGAUUUAUGGGCAGCCACUGAAAUAUAUUCCUUGAGUUUCAAAUUAAAUGUAAACGUUUCAUUAUAAAAUAAAUAUCAUGUCAUAUUUUUAAUAUAAUUUUACUACAGUUUUAUUAUUUUAUUUGUUAAUAAAAGGAAGAAAUAAUUUAGUAUUUACACGACAUCUAAUUUGAAAUAUAAAUUAAUAGUAAAUAAUUAAAUUAUAUAUUGGAGAUGGCAAAAAGUUUUAUUUUGGAAUAUUUAAUAUUUAGCAGUCUCAUGAAUCUAGAACAUAGCUCCAAAAUUAAAUUUUGGAAUCUUUUAAAAAAAUUUAGAAAUACUAUUUUUUAUCAACUUCUCCUUCACUAUAAUUAGGAGCCCAUAAAAAUCACAUAUAGAUACAUGUAUUUAGGGGCGCCCACUUCAAGCAAUAUUCAGAGCCACACAAAUCUAGAUUUUUGCUCUUGAGUUUUUUGUAGAAAUACUAUUUUUAUAUAUGCAGAUUUUGAGACUCAAGAAAAAAACAAUUAAAAUUUAGUGUGGUUUUCUCCUCUCAUGAACAUAUCCAGAAUCUGAGCUCUCUCUCUUCUAAUGGAAGAAGCAGCAUACCCAAACAAAGUUAUUCAACAGCUCUUCCUCUGUUUUUCAUCAAGUUAGAUUGUUCUCCAAGAAACCAAACUCGAACCAAUGGAUAAAAACGGCAUCGUGCUGAUGAAAAGGUACGAAUUAGGCCGUCUUCUAGGGAAGGGCACAUUCGCGAAAGUGUAUCACGCACGUAACCUUAAAACGGGUGAAAGCGUAGCGAUCAAGGUAAUCGAUAAGGAGAAAGUCACAAAAGUCGGAUUAAUCGAUCAAAUCAAACGAGAAAUCUCGGUGAUGCGUCUCGUUCGUCACCCAAACGUCGUGUUCCUCCACGAAGUCAUGGCGAGCAAAACAAAGAUCUAUUUUGUGAUGGAGUACGUUAAAGGCGGUGAGCUUUUCAACAAAGUCUCUAAAGGAAAGCUUAAAGAAGACAAUGCUAGAAAAUAUUUCCAGCAACUGAUUGGAGCAAUCGAUUAUUGCCAUAGUCGCGGAGUUUACCACCGUGAUCUCAAGCCAGAGAAUCUGCUUCUAGACGAAAAUGGCGAUUUGAAGAUAUCUGAUUUUGGGCUCAGCGCGUUGAGAGAGUCGAGGAAACAAGAUGGCUUGCUUCACACGACAUGUGGAACACCUGCUUACGUGGCGCCUGAAGUGAUCUGCAAGAAAGGUUAUGAUGGUGACAAAGCUGAUGUUUGGUCUUGUGGAGUUGUGUUGUAUGUUUUGUUGGCUGGUUUUCUUCCGUUUCAUCAACAGAAUCUUGUCGAAAUGUAUCGGAAGAUCAAGAAUGGGGAAUUCAAAUGUCCAAACUGGUUUCCACCUGAGGUCAAGAAGCUAUUAUCUCGAAUUCUUGAUCCUAACCCUAAUUCAAGAAUCAAGAUUAACAAAAUCAUGGAGAAUUCUUGGUUUCAAAAGGGUUUCAAGAAGAUAGAAACUCCUAAAUCGCCUGAUAGUAAUCAGAUCGAAUCGCUAAUCAGUGACGUGCACGCAGCAUUUGCGGUACAGCCGAUGUGUUACAAUGCAUUUGACCUAAUCUCCUCUUUGUCUCAAGGAUUUGAUCUCUCGGGAUUGUUUGAGAAAGAAGAGAGAUCAGAAUCGAUGUUUACGACAAAGAAGGAAGCGAAGGAGAUAGUGUCGAAAUUCGAAGAGAUAGCUACUAGUAGUGAGAGGUUCGAUUUGAAGAAGAGUAAUGUAGGAGUGAAGAUGGAGGAUAGAAGAGAAGGAAGAAAAGGACAACUCGCAAUUGAUGUUGAGAUAUUUGAAGUGACAAAGAGUUUUCAUAUGGUUGAGUUUAAGAAAAGUAAAGGUGAUACAAUGGAGUAUAAACAGUUUUGCGAUGGUGAGCUUAAGCCUUCGUUGAAAGAUAUUGUUUGGAAAUGGCAAGGAAACAACAACAAUACCAAUGAGAAUGUUGCCUAAUGUGAUAAAAUGUGGUUUUUCUAUUCGAUUUCCUUUAAUUUGAGUCUUUUUGAUAUUUGUGUUUACUAUCUUUGAGAUCUAUGUAAUGGAUUCGCUGCAGUUAUCAUCACAUAUCUAGAUUUUUUUGUUUGUUCCA